AUGAUAAGAAUAAUGAAUAGAUCAUUUCUAAUAUUUCUUACACUUGUUUUGAUUGUCGCUUUUAUUAAGGUUGACUGUGGAAAAAUUAAUAAAGAUUCUGUUGAUAAUCAAGAAUAUCUCAGAAGUCAAUAUCUUGUCACAGAUGAUGAUGAUUAUGUAGAAUCUAGUGAGGAGAUUAAUGAAAUUGCUAAAGCUGUUAAAGCCGGUCACCCAGAGAGGAACAUUAAAUUUUCAGAUAAAAAAAGUUCCUUGGAAGCUAUGAUGAAGCAAGGUUUAGAAGAUUGGGAGUUAUACAAACAAUUGCAUAAUAAAAAAUAUGCUCAUGAAAAGAUUGAAAAUGAAAGAAUGUUUACAUUUUUGACAAAUCAACAACGUGUUCGUGAACAUAAUAAACGAUUCCUUGAAGGAGAGGUAUCUUAUGAAAUUGAAAUGAAUCAUCUUGCUGAUCUUCCUUUUGAAGAGUACUCUCGUCUUAAUGGUUUUAGAAUGCCAAAGAAAGGAUUACUUGGUGCUGUUAAAAGCAAUGCCACAAGAUGGUUAGCACCAUUAAAUGUAGAAAUUCCAGAUAGUGUUGAUUGGAGAGAGAAAGGAUUUGUUACAGAAGUUAAAAAUCAAAAAGCUUGUGGAAGUUGUUAUUCUUUCUCUGCUACAGGUGCUCUUGAAGGACAACAUAAAAGAGUUACUGGAGAACUUGUAUCAUUAUCUGAACAAAAUAUUGUUGAUUGUUCUACUUCUUAUGGUAAUAAUGGAUGUAAUGGUGGUUUGAUGGAUUAUGUAUUUGAAUAUAUCAAAGAAAACAAAGGUGUUGAUACUGAAGAGUCAUAUCCAUACAAAGGAAAAGAGGGAAAAUGUCAUUUCAAGAAACGUGACAUUGGAGCUACCGAUAUUGGAUAUUUUGAUCUUCCAGAAGGUGAUGAAGAAGCUUUAAAGGUUGCUGUUGCAACUCAAGGUCCAAUAUCUGUUGCUAUUGAUGCUGGACAUACCUCAUUCCAAAUGUACAAGAAAGGAAUAUAUUAUGAACCAAAAUGUAGUCCAGAAAAUCUUGACCACGGUGUUUUACUUGUAGGAUAUGGAACCUGCCCAGAACAUGGUGAUUACUGGAUUGUCAAAAAUUCAUGGGGUACAACUUGGGGAGAACAAGGAUACAUCAGAAUGGCAAGAAACAAAAAAAAUCACUGUGGAAUUGCAACAAAAGCUUCCUACCCUCUUGUUUAA
This is a messenger RNA of Strongyloides ratti, 1215 nucleotides long. Its product is annotated as Cathepsin L.1. The record is from RefSeq and is a predicted model, not a curated record. Lineage: Eukaryota; Metazoa; Nematoda; Chromadorea; Rhabditida; Strongyloididae. The transcript is spliced from 3 exons. Gene Ontology annotation, molecular function: cysteine-type endopeptidase activity. Bases 1 to 1215 code for a protein of 404 amino acids. Gene Ontology annotation, cellular component: lysosome.